AUGGGAGGCAUGAACUACCACAUUGAGAUCCUCUUCGAGGAUGGGCUAGCUGGCUCAACCAAUGCUACUUCCCCGCCACCGGAGCUACGAGAGUGUAUACUGGAGAGUGAAGUCUCGAACUUGCAGUUCUUGCGCAAGACGCAAUUUACUGUUUCUACGGUCUUUGACUUAAAUCCUGACCAAGAUAACCCUGUCGGCGUUGAUUGUAUCCUUAUGGAGAAGUUGUCGGGCAAGUCCUUGAGCUGGCAUGUGACUACUGCAGAGCAAAGGAAGGAAGUCAUGAGGCAACUUGCAGAUAUAUAUAUUGAGUUGAGAGCUUUCCCCCUUUCCGCGAUGGGCUCUUUCAAUCAGCAGAACUCCUGUCACGGUGACCUGGUCGCACUAGAGUCUUUAGCCGACUUUCAAGGCUUGGAUAUGAGAAUCCUCAGGCGUUUUGCUUCCCUAGAAGAAUAUUACAGCGCAUAUCUUCAGAUGAGAUCUGGAUUUGAUACUACGGCAAGAAUCACUCGUCGAUCGCCCAAUCGAUAG
This is a messenger RNA of Penicillium soppii, 528 nucleotides long. RefSeq lists its product as uncharacterized. The transcript has 2 exons. The record is from RefSeq and is a predicted model, not a curated record. NCBI's taxonomy places the organism in Eukaryota, Fungi, Ascomycota, Eurotiomycetes, Eurotiales, Aspergillaceae. Bases 1 to 528 code for a protein of 175 amino acids.